This is a messenger RNA of Symbiodinium pilosum, 1866 nucleotides long. NCBI's taxonomy places the organism in Eukaryota, Dinophyceae, Suessiales, Symbiodiniaceae. The record is from the annotation of a GenBank genome assembly.
AUGGCAGCUCGGCCUCAGAGUCACAGCCGUGUGCUCUUCGCCCAGCUCCUUUUCUUGAGCGCAUGGACCUCCACAGCCAUCGUGCAGGCUUGCGCAGAACGCGAGUCUGGCGAGCACGGGCUGGAGCUGCUGCAGCAGCGGAUGAGCCUCCACUUUGAUGGUUCGCAACAGCAACUGGGGCGGACUGUGCCGAUGACAUGGAUCCACUUUCCAAAGGCUGGAAGUAGCUUCGUCAACGUUUUGAUCCACAUGCCCGGUUUUUGCCCUGCAGCUGGUCCAGAGCUGUCAGUUGAUGAAGAUCACUUUGGUUGCCGUUUCGCCACCAACUUCUACAAGGCAUGUCCAGAUCUAUGCGAUGCAGGACACAUGAGAUGCCAGGCUAGCCCACACGAGUGCGUUGGCAGCAGAUAUCCGGAACUGGAAGGUCACAUGGUCGGCUUGUUUCGGCAGCCUGAACAGCGAACCCUAUCCGCAUAUCAUGACGAUGCGCGCACAUGGAUGGUACUUGGAACCGACUGCACGCACCAGAACAACACAAAGCCACCAGUGCCCAUAUUUGCGCGAUAUUUCGCGGGAACCGUCGCCUAUCAGCUGGUUGGCGAUGGCCUUCCGAACUGGGAAGCAGGCGGGCAUUUCAUGCUCCCUGGAUUGGUGCACAUCCCGGAAAGGACGCCCAAGAUGGCCGAGGAGGCGAUGCGGCGACUGCGCGAUGGCUUUGCUUUCGUAGGCAUUACAGAGGAGUGGGACUUGUCAAUCUGCUUGUUCCAUUCUAUGUUCGGUGGUCAGUGCCGGGCAACGGACUUCCAGGACACUCGAAGCUCUGUCCCAGGCAAGAGCGCGGAUGAUCUUUAUGACACAGCACCAUUGGAAGGGUUUCAUGAUGAGAUCGACGGCAUGGUCUACCAGGAAGCCGUUCGAAUUUUCAGGAAAAAACUUCUUGAGUUCAAUGUUACCAUGGACUCGUGUGCCCACUGGAUGACCCUGCAGCGGUUUUGGAGGUUUCUGACGUUCCCGGCACGACGUUUGCCAGACGUCUACAUAGUUGGUGCAGCCAAGUCUGGAACAAGCGCACUGUACUCUUAUCUGAGCAUGCACCCUUCUGUCAAGAAGCCGUUCUUGAAGGAGAACCGAUUUCUGACGGGUAUGUGUGGGAGCCGCCUUUCAUGCUGGAGAUUUCGAUCCCUUUUUCCCACGUGGCUUGAGUGUCCGGCUGGGUGCCUUGCGUUUGACUCCGACGCCACCGCCUCGUUUCAGCCGGAGCUUGCAUCUGCUCUCUACAAGCAAGCGACGCCGAAUGCCAAGAUCAUCCUCUCAUGCCGAGAGCCGUGUGCGGCUGCCUUCUCACUUUACAAGAUGAGAAGACGCAUCAAAGGACGCGGAGAAUAUGGAAUGACCUUCCGGGACUUCUACAACCUGGAGUGUUCUUGGAAGGCAACUGGCCUGCUGAAUGAGGAGAUGCGCAUGGCGCAGGAGCUCGAUGCUGGUUGCUGCCCGCGCCUCCCAGACCGUUGGGGGGAGUGCGUUACAGCCUCACUGCUGCGUGGCUAUCAUUAUGCAGAGAUCCUGCAAGCCUUCCGCGCGCGAUUCGACUCACAUAACAUCCUGGUCAUCAGGUUCAAGGAUCUUGUGGAAGAUACAGAAGGAACGGUCCGCAGAAUCUUUGAGUUCUUGGGCUUGGAGAAAGAUGUUUAUCUUCCUGACCUCAAAAAGCUGAGCCUGGAGGAUGUGAUGGACUUUCAACUGGAAGAUGAGGGCCCUGGAGCCGUGCUGCCACCGGAAGACAAGGAGCUUCUUGAAGAGUACUUCAAGGUUCGCAACGAGCAGUUUGCUGCGAUGAUGGCAAAACCACUGACAGACCUGUGGUGA